AUGAUAUUGUCCAAAGAAUGUUACCUCAUUCGAGGACAGACGUAAAGACGAAUCUCCAAUUAUCCUCCCCUUCAUCAUCUCCCCCAUCCGGCUCUUAUCGUCUCUCUCUCUCUGUCUCGCUCUUAUAGCUCUCUCUCUCUCUCCUGCCCUCCCUCUCGCGUGAAGACAGAAGCACAAACAAACAAGACCCCCCCGGGCAGAGCUAUUGGUGCAGCUGCCCAUACACUUGCAGAGACGAUCCAAAGGGAGAUUUGGAAGAAGAAUCCUGGGCCUCGCCCCCACCCGAAAAGCCGAGCGGCAGGUUCCGCCAAAUGAAAUCUCAAGAAUAGAAAUAUAUGGUCAAGCGUGUCUACGUACAGGAGAGAGGGAGGAAGACAGGGAGAGCUAGAGAGAGAGCGAGAUAGAGAGAGAGAGAGAGGGGGAGGGAGGGAGGGAGGAUGGGAUUCCAUGGAAUUUGAUGAGGUACACCUGUAAAUUUCAUUUAGGUUCGUUUGUCCCACACGUAGCUUGUCCCAUGCCGGGGUUUGGAGUGACGUGGGAGGAGAUCUUCCCAACUCAUCCACUUGAUACCGCCGCAGUUAUUCCCUUUCGAUUGUUAGCUUGUCGUUGUUCGUGUUCUGAGGAUAUCUCUCUUAUUUUCGACGUGGCGGAAUUACCUAGGCGACUGCCAUUGUCAAGCAUCAGCAGUAUCCGCACUCGCGGUAGAAAUCCCCCCCCCCUCCUCUUCUCACCCACUAAAGCCACGCAGAUACAAGAAGAAAGAGAAGGCCUGGAAGAUGGGGUGCCCUCUUUCUCUAAUCUCUUACUCUCCUGCCCCUCCUUUUAUCUGCUCUUGGGUUUUGGCCGGCUCGUCUCUUUGUCGUCCCCCUACGAGUGGCGGCAAGCUGCGAAUUUCGGUGGAAAUAAUGCCAAGGAGACGAGGAAAGCAGGAGACUUGAAACUUAAAAACCCGGUGGAAUUUUACACAGAUGUCCGUUCAGCCGGCGCUCGCGCUCUCUGACGGCGGUGGCGGCGGCGGCGGCGGCCCAGUGAGGAGCCACUUGGUGAAGACGUCGAGGGUGUUCAUAUCCGCGCGGUAGCACCUCUGCGUGAACUCCAGCAGCGUCGACCAUGUGAAGUCCGGGUACCUUCUGGGAUGCUCACCGUCCACGAGCUCCGGCGGCGGCCGCACCACCUUGUUCAUCCCCGGUGAGAGGAAGAAGGCCAAGGACUUGCGCGGCGUGUUGCUGUUCACCACCGCCCUGUGCAGGCAGCUCUUGUACCUCCCGUUCGACAGCGCCUGCCAAGCGCAAACCAGGAGAAUUAGCUCGCCAUGCGGAAUGGGGGGAGAACAACAGGGGAAGAGGAAGAGCAGGGAGGGAGGUUACUGUGAAGGUAUCGCCGAUGUUGAUGACGAAGGCGCGGGGAUUGGGGCGGACGGAGCGCCAGCGGCCCUCGGAGAAGACCUGAAGGCCGUUGACGUCGUCCUGGUGGAGGAUGGUGAGGGAGGUGGGGUCGCAGUGGGGGCCUGUUCCGAGCGUGAGAUGGGGGUUCUGGCAGGGGGGGUAGUAAUUCAGCCGCAUGAUGGAGUCGUGCUCCUCGAACAGGUCCCGGAAGGCGGCCUUCUCCAGGCCCAGGCUCACUGCCAGCAGCUCCAUUAUCGCCAGCGAGAGCUCCCCCAUCGCCUCGCAGUACUCCUGGUACAGCUCCCUGCCGAGAAAUGGAGAGCAGUGAAUUAG
Messenger RNA from Spirodela intermedia, 1718 nucleotides. NCBI's taxonomy places the organism in Eukaryota, Viridiplantae, Streptophyta, Magnoliopsida, Alismatales, Araceae. The record is from the annotation of a GenBank genome assembly.